CGUGAUCAGGGCGGAAACUGACUCAUAGGCCACGCUGAAUCUCCCGCGAACGCAGCCAUUUACUCUUUCCUCUUCUAGCAGUGACACCGAAAAGUCGCAACCAUGGCAGACUCAAUGGCUCAGUGUGUACCGGUGGCUGUGUUCAAGCUGGUCUUGGUAGGAGAUGGUGGCACAGGGAAAACGACUUUUGUGAAGAGGCAUAUUACAGGAGAGUUUGAGAAGAAAUAUGUUGCUACUCUGGGAGUAGAGGUGCACCCACUGAUGUUCCACACCAACAGAGGUCCCAUCAAGUACAAUGUGUGGGAUACAGCCGGUCAGGAGAAGUUUGGAGGCCUCAGAGAUGGCUACUAUAUUCAAGCUCAGUGUGCUAUUAUCAUGUUUGACGUCACUUCCCGAGUCACCUACAAGAACGUGCCCAACUGGCAUCGCGACCUGGUCCGUGUCUGUGAGAACAUUCCCAUUGUCCUUUGCGGCAACAAGGUAGACAUCAAAGACAGGAAAGUCAAAGCCAAGAGCAUUGUGUUUCAUCGCAAGAAGAACCUGCAGUACUACGACAUUUCUGCCAAGAGUAACUACAACUUUGAGAAGCCUUUCCUGUGGUUAGCAAGGAAGUUGAUCGGUGAUCCCAAUCUGGAGUUUGUGGCAAUGCCUGCCCUUGCUCCCCCAGAAGUCCAAAUGGACCCCAGUCUUGCCGCUAAAUACGAGGAAGAGCUUCAAGUUGCAUCACAGACGGCACUCCCAGAUGAAGAGGAUGACCUCUAACCUGUUACCUUGUCACCCCCACCCCCAUCCCACCCCCUGCUGUGGACAGGAAGUUGUUUGAGUUUUGACCCUUUACUGUAAAAUCCCUUUUCAGAUUUAUUUUUGAAUUUUUUUGUUUUAAAACUUAAGAAAAAAACUUCGUGCAAAAAUUGUGGUUCUAAUUUCACUGUAUGACACACCCACCCUAGUGUUGUUGUUGACAUGGCAACGUGCUACUCUUUAUCAAGCACCCUCCGCUGCACAUACCCAGCUCACAUAAUGCUGUUGUACGGUGUACUGGAAGCACUAAGGGGAAUAAACUUUGAUUAAAAACA
This is a messenger RNA of Melanotaenia boesemani (Boeseman's rainbowfish), 1076 nucleotides long. It is a transcript of the gene ran, whose product is annotated as RAN, member RAS oncogene family. NCBI's taxonomy places the organism in Eukaryota, Metazoa, Chordata, Actinopteri, Atheriniformes, Melanotaeniidae. Gene Ontology annotation, biological process: protein import into nucleus; ribosomal subunit export from nucleus. The record is from RefSeq and is a predicted model, not a curated record. Gene Ontology annotation, cellular component: cytoplasm; nucleus. The transcript is spliced from 7 exons. Bases 103 to 762 code for a protein of 219 amino acids. Gene Ontology annotation, molecular function: GTPase activity; GTP binding.